This is a messenger RNA of Labeo rohita (rohu), 1257 nucleotides long. RefSeq names its product hydroxysteroid (17-beta) dehydrogenase 2 (gene hsd17b2). The transcript has 5 exons. Bases 18 to 1160 code for a protein of 380 amino acids. NCBI's taxonomy places the organism in Eukaryota, Metazoa, Chordata, Actinopteri, Cypriniformes, Cyprinidae. The record is from RefSeq and is a predicted model, not a curated record. Gene Ontology annotation, molecular function: oxidoreductase activity.
UCCUGUGUCAUGUAGAAAUGGAGGAGAUUGUAGAAGACUGUCUGGGUUUCCUGUAUAAUCUGCUCGUGGUAAUAUGUGUUGGGCUGAUGCUACUGCGGGUUGCUGAGGGCCGUCCGGUGAAGUGGUUGGUACUGCUCGUGGUUUCUGGAGUGACAUUGAGCUGUUUGGUCAAUUCAAGUGCUCUUAAAGUGGGGCUUGUGAUUGUGCUGUGUAGUGUCAUUCACUAUGUAAGGAAAGAAGAGGUAAUGUUGUCAACCCAAAACAAGGCGGUACUGAUCACAGGUUGUGAUUCAGGUUUUGGUCAUGAUCUGGCCAGGUUUUUAGACAGCGCAGGGAUGAGGGUGUUUGCAGGGGUUCUGGAUGAACACAGUCCUGGAGCUCUGGAGCUGAAGAAAGCUGCAUCUCCAAACCUCACCGUCCUACAGUUAGACAUCACCAACAGCAGCCAGAUCACACAGGCACAUCAGUACAUCCAGAGCCAAACAGGCAAAACAGGACUCUGGGCAGUAGUGAACAAUGCCGGAGUGCUGGGAUACGUGUGUGAUGGAGAAAUUCUGCCAAUUAAAAUGUAUAAAAAAUGCUUAGAUGUGAAUUUCAUUGGUAGUGUGGAGAUUACACAAGUCUUUCUGCCUCUGAUACGACAAUCCAAAGGACGACUCGUCAGUAUAUCGAGUCUGGCAGGAGAAGUUCAACUUCCUGGAUUCGCAGGAUAUGGAGCAUCUAAAGCAGCGCUGAUCUCGUUCAUGGGAGCGAUUAGAAAGGAACUCUCACGCUGGGGAGUCAAAGUCAUCAUCAUUCAACCUGGAGGUUUCAAAACAAAUAUUCUGGGCAGCAGAGAGCAGUGGAAUAGCGCUCAGGAGGACGUCCUCAGCGGUUUGUCUCAGGAAGUGAUGGCAUCUUAUGGAGAAGAAUACAUCCACUCAAUGCAGCAGCGGCUGGUUGACAUGUACUCAGUAUCAAGCUCAGACACAGGGCCGUUUUUGAAGGCUUUAAAGCAUGCAAUACUGUCCCCGAAACCAAAACCCUAUUAUUACCCAGGGGCCUCAGCGUGGGCUCUUCCACUACUCUACAGACACUGUCCCACCUCACUGUCAGACAGAAUCUUCACACAAAUCUUUAUGAACAGUAAUGCCCAACCAGCAGAACUAAUGAAUUCUUGAUCUGUGCCUCCAUUUGAUGAUCCUAGUGGUGCAGGAAUUGCAUGCUUCACAUGUACAUACCUCAUCUGACUUACUGUGAACAAUUUAGGUGAGCAAA